AUGUCGCAGGUCUCCGCUAAUGAGGCCGUUGUCGCCGUCGACGAGACCAUCCCGAGGCGGUCGUCGAUCGAGAAACCGCCUGUAAUGAGCGACUCGGAGUUUGAAGAUGACGAUCUGGAUGAUGAUGGACUUCGACCCGUGGCCUUUCAUAACCUACCCGAGGAGAUCAUCCAACAAAUUCUAGAAGUUGCCGACCCGGAUGCUUUCGCAUCUUUGAUCCUGCUCAAUUCAAAAUGGCGGAGCGCGUCGCAGCAAGGCCAUCUCUACGCUACCCAGCUGAUGCGGUGUCCCUCCUAUUCGGCGAGUCACAAGAGGGAGCCGGACGGGAAGCAGGAGAACCUGCCGCAGCUGAGGAAGCUCUUCGCCCGCGAGGUCAAGCGCAACCUGUUCGCCCCAUACUUGCGUCCUAACCAUACUGAGAUCAAGCUCGUGUCCAAUUCGAUCAGCUCUUCCUCGUGCCCUGGUGGGGAUGGCAUGUCCUUCAGCCCGUCGCCAAAGGGCCACUACCUGCUUGCGUACAACUCGUCCCGGAUCCACAUCAUCGACCUCCGCUGUCCCACAAUUUCCGUGGAGAGGGAGCUGAAGAUCCUCCGGCGGCCCGUUGCGACGUGCAUCAUGGACGAUGGAUCCUUGCUCGCUGUGCUCUUGACUGAGAUGCAGGUAGACCUCUACGACCUCACACAGACUCCUCCGAAGCGUACCCAGUCUAUCAUUCUCGACCACAGCCCUCGAGCCAUUGCUCUGUCGCCAUGCGGAAACGUGCUGGCCGCUGCAUACGAGGGCGGUAUCGAGGUCCAGGCGCUGAACCCAGGCGCCCUGGCAACUGAGAGGAGAUCUGUGAAAUGCGAUGGUGUUGACGCCUUAGCCUUCUCCCUGGACGGAACCCAGAUCUUAGGCACUACUCUCCACUCAGCACAGCCGAGUACCGUGAUCCUGACGGCUCCUUACUACGACCCGGGCGCCCAGAUGUCAAGCGAGGACAUCAGUGCUCUCUGGACGACAUCCAUCCUGUUCCCAAACUCCAGUCGCGACUGCAGUCAUGCCGUCCUGCUCCAGGAGUCGAGCCACGACGAGGCGUUCUGGACCUUCACCUAUGACCGCAGCUUCGAGACGUUCCGUGCCGUUCGCAUCGAUGACUUGCGCAACGGUACUACGUAUUUCACAGGGCCAAUCUCGAAUACACCCUCCAAAUUAGUGCCAUGCACCCUGCCUUCGGCAUCGUAUAGUGGUGAGCUGGUCUCCGCUGGUUUCCAGGGCAAAGAAGUGUGGCUGUACGGUAUACCAGAAGAUCUCGAGGCCGUCCCGGAUACUUCGAGUAAUUUGCUCGAAGUAAACGGCUGCUCAGAAGGGGUAGCCCGUAGCGUCAGUGGAUCAUCUCUGCGGUCCCGUCCUCGGACGCAGGAAGCUGGAGAGAGUAGGGUUCCGCAGUGGCAGCUGCUUUGUGACAGAUACCGGAAUACUCUGGUCGGUGGCUUCAAGGCUGCAGAGCUUAGCGGCGUGUCUACGCUGAAAUGGGUUGCCUCCUUUGGAGACCACUCGUUGAAAGAGCGUCUGGUCAUCACGGCAAAGGGGGCCACACCCGCCAAGCCGAUCAGCAUGGAUGAUGAUGGCAUGGACUUUGAGGACGGCGGCAGGCUCACGCUUGUUGACUUUGACUACGGGCUCAACGACGGCUGUGUCAAUGAAAUCACAAUCGAGGUAGGGAUGAAGGAGCCUGAAAUCCUCGAGGAGGAGCAUCGUGACCUGGAAACCGAGGUCGCCAUCGUCAGAAGGCGUACUGUGGCACAAAGAAGAGGAAACCGAAGUGCGAUGAUGAGAGCUGCGACGACAGCUGCACGACCGACCCCCGCGCGGUCUGUCGACGAUCAUGAUGGCGACGACGACGACGAUCCACUCUUACCGCGUCGGAUGGGUGCUGCCCCAACGAGGCCACGGCCAGCCUCUGCGGCGACUGAAGAGACCGAGACAAAUGCUGUCCUGGAAGAAGUGGAGGCCCUCGAUGCACCCUACUCGCAUACUGGACCGCGGUCCAUCUCGACUCUACGUCGGGCGGCAACAGCGGCUGCAAAUCACAGACAGCGCAACCCGACGACCUCGUCAGGAGCUCCUAUUGAGUACCGUCGGGCGGACGGACGAAACGAGCACCCUCAUGAGAGUGAUGCAGACAACUGGGUGCCGCCACCGCCGCCUUACCAGAAGGAGGAUCCUGGAGAGACGCCCGCGUUCUUGCGUCACUCGAUGGUGCCCGUGAUCGCCUCGGCACGACCUCACGGCACGCGAGAUGAGGAUGCGACUGCUAUACCACCAGUACCUCGGAUGCCAUCCAUUCCACCCGUUCCGCCUAUUCCUCAGGAACACCGACCUUCCACCUCGGCUGGACUUGUGGGAGGGGUGCCGGCACAAUCACAAGAACGUUCCUCAAGGCGCCAAACAUAUAUGCCGGAUCACACUGUGAGGACGCCGGUAAUCAACAAUGCACAUCACCGCUUAUCGAGCUACCCAACCAUGCCCUCGGCUCAACAACAAAUACCGGCCGCGUCCUCCGCGGCGAGGACAUCACAUUACGAUGAGGAUGACAUCUACAAUGUGUCACCUCCCGAUACCCCACGCCUACAGGACAGCGUGACUGCAGACAACCGGAACACCGAUGGCAGCGAUAUAUCCCAGACGCCUGUGGGCCCUGCGUCUGACCCAUCACCGUCCCUUUCAAGCACCAUGCCUUACACGGGGACGCAGCGCUCCAUUCCGCUGGUUCCGCGCAUCCAGACAACUGCCACGUGGCCGAUGCCACCACCUAUCCCUCACGGAGCCUCCACAAUCUCUACAGGCUACCCCCUAACAGCUCCAGCGACGCACACAACGAUGAGCGACAUAGCAGCCCAUGCUCUACCCCCGCCUCCUCCGCAAGAGCUUGCAUCCGAGGACCGGGCGAGUAGUAGGCAGUCCUCGCUGGCUCGACGCAUCUCAACUGGUUUCCACCUUCCUCAUCACGCUCACCAGGCGCCUGACCAACCUCUGAUCAUCAGCACCCCCACUGGUAUCCAGGCCGCGUACGACGCACCUACGGGACAGCCGCUGGAUCCCCGAGCCGGAGUGCCAAUCGUUGCUCCCGUCCCUCGCCAUCCACGCCCUGGCCGCAGCCCAGGUAUCCCAAGGCCCGCCGCCGAACGAUUAGAGAGCAUUUAUCAUGGACAACAGGAGCAAGGUCAUCAAUUCGUCCCGAGCUUCCUGAGUCAGCCGCCUGCGCCCAGCGACUUCUCGACCCGAAACUCAUCUCUGAACCGACGCCCUUCCCGCGCAGAGCGCAGCGCUGCCAAGAAUAUCGCUGACGCGAAGAAGAAGGGCUGGCGGCCCAGUCGGAGCAAGAGCAGAAGGGCGAGGAAGAGCAGGCCUAACGAGCCGGAAUAUGACGUGAUGAGCCAAAGUGCCUGGACCGACAUUACUAUGACGACGGCUGGAGGGCGUGCGACGAGGCCGUACCACUAUUCUGACGCAGAGGCUCGGAAGGCUGCAAAGGACAAGAAGUGUGUGGUCAUGUAGAGGGGAAUUUUGACUGGCCUGAUUAUACGCGAUGAGUGAUGAUGAUCUUUGAGGAACUUGACAAUAUAGAAAACAUUGUUGUGCCUUGGGCGAACUGUCUACAAAGAUAUGUGGCGUUUUCUUGGUUUUCUUGGAAGAGGGUGGGAACAGGACACUGGGUAGCUUGGCACCCAGGAACCAGGUGGGCUUGAGGAUUUUUUAUCAUUCAGAGUAGAGGGGUCCUUUUCACUGUUUAUAUUUUGCUAUGAGGCAGACGGUAAGAAUAUGUCAUGUCAUGUCGCCAGAGAUAUGUGUAAUUUUUUGUUGGGUGACAUCAUCUCAAGACGCAAGCUCUCAGAAGAAAGAAUGCUCAUAUGUAUUCUAUUC
This is a messenger RNA of Cryphonectria parasitica EP155, 3906 nucleotides long. RefSeq lists its product as uncharacterized. Lineage: Eukaryota; Fungi; Ascomycota; Sordariomycetes; Diaporthales; Cryphonectriaceae. The transcript is spliced from 4 exons. Gene Ontology annotation, molecular function: protein binding. Bases 1 to 3540 code for a protein of 1179 amino acids. The record is from RefSeq and is a predicted model, not a curated record.